Messenger RNA from Cryptotermes secundus, 1927 nucleotides. Its product is annotated as serine/threonine/tyrosine-interacting protein. Gene Ontology annotation, biological process: negative regulation of SCF-dependent proteasomal ubiquitin-dependent catabolic process; regulation of ERK1 and ERK2 cascade; negative regulation of protein binding. Bases 123 to 824 code for a protein of 233 amino acids. The record is from RefSeq and is a predicted model, not a curated record. Lineage: Eukaryota; Metazoa; Arthropoda; Insecta; Blattodea; Kalotermitidae. The transcript has 3 exons. Gene Ontology annotation, cellular component: cytoplasm; nucleoplasm. Gene Ontology annotation, molecular function: protein tyrosine/serine/threonine phosphatase activity; F-box domain binding.
AUUAAAUGCCGCUAAACAUCGCUCAACAGAGCGCUGUUGCAUGUUUUUUGCGAAAUGGAAGGUGUUGAAGGAGGAUAAGUUAUUAGCCGUAUAGAAUACCAUUUUAAAUACAUAGUAUUCAGAUGAUUUCUGUGGAUAAUGUAGUUCAGACGAAUGGAGAGGGUGGGCAGGUGACUGGGAUGGAGUUUCCGGAGAUUCCCCAAGUGCAGGAUAGUGAAGAGUGGACUUACACUAUGCGUCGCACAAUGCAGGAGAUUGUACCGGGAUUGUUUCUUGGACCGUAUUCAGCAGCAAUGAAAUCAAAAUUGGACCAUCUAAUGCAUCAUGGGAUCACACACAUUGUUUGUGUCAGACAGGAUAUAGAAGCACACUUCAUUAGGCCAAACUUUCCAGAGAGAUUCGAGUAUUUGGUCCUAGAUAUAGCAGACAAUGUUACGGAGAAUAUUAUUCAGCAUUUCCCAAAAGUUCGUCAGUUUGUUGAUGAAAGCUUAUCAAAUGGUGGGAAGACUCUUAUCCAUGGGAAUGCAGGAAUUUCUCGAAGUGCAGCCCUAGUUUUAGCAUACAUUAUGGAGAAGUAUGGAUUAUCAUGCAAGGAUGCUUUCUCCAUGGUUCAGCAGCGUAGAUUUUGCAUAAAUCCAAAUGAGGGAUUCAUGGCACAACUGACAGAGUUUGAACCUAUUUACAAAGCGCAGCGGACAUUGCAGAAUGGGCAGUGCUCAACAGAGAAGGGACGGAACAAGCGGCGUAUCGACCAGGUGGAUGACCAGGUGUCAAAUCUGGCAGACAUUCUCCUGUCAAAGGCAAUGGACCUGACUGGCAGUUGAUAUGCCACAUCAUGAUACAUAUUCAGUUGACCAAUCCUUCCAGUGAUUCAAGUUUUUUGUAUCCAAAUCUGGGACAUUUUUAUUUAUCAGUACUAGUGACAAUGGCUGCAGGAAACAUGUUCACACUAACUGCCCAGAGGUGCACCUUCAUAAAAAUUGUGCAGAUGUUUUAGUAGAUACUGUAGUACUGCUUCUUUGUAUUUACUGGAUACGUUGUGGGUACUUAAGAAUGAAAGAAGACAUGGAAAAGGGAUUUUUAAACUUCAGAAAUAUCUCUGUAGAUUUCAUUCUUUGCCAAGAGAAUGAAUGUUAUGAUGUGAGACUUGGAGCCUGUCAGAUCAGCAGGUAAGACCAGUUGUUAAGCAGGGGCAUAUAGUAAAUGCAGUCGUGUUUGUUACGCGGCUAAUAUAGGCUUGGAUAUGAGAAUAACAAGCCGACUGACUUAUUCGCCCGGUGACGUUUGUGAUCUCUAUUAUAUGCAACUGAAUAAAGUGACCAGGAAAAGUCCAUGAAUUUUAAGAAGUUUUAAAUUUUUGUGUUCAGUAUUUUAGUGCCAAAUUGUUAGAAUCUGAUGGUAACAUUGUUAUUGUGAAGACUGUCCUGAAUUUCAAUUUAUAUCUUUUUGAAUGUCACUCAGAGUGAAAUAUCAUUGGAUGCUUCAAGCAUGUAAGUGGUCAUAUUUAACUGCCACAUGUACUGGCUCUACAUGGUAUGACCAUAAAUUACAAUGGAUAGAGAAUAUUGGGAUCAAACUAGAGCCACGGUUUGGAUUGUGAUUUGCACUGUUACAAGUCUAAAGGCUCAACUGAUGUUCAUACAGCCAUAAUGGCCAAACUUCUGAAGCUGUUGAAGAAAUUAAGCUUUAUAAAUGUAUCUCCUACAAAUACCUACAUGACAAGUUAGUGUGUAUGGUUAUGAUUCUUCAGUAAGGACUGAAAAACGACGUGAAGUCUCUUCUUUAAGAUAAAGACUGUAGCUCUUACAAUCAUGUAACAUGGAGAACUGUCAAGUUCUGAGAAGUCUGAUUGUUUUUUUUUUACUUAAAAUCUGCUGUAUCCAGCAUUGGAUUUUAUAAAAAAAAAAUAAAGUUGAUAUUUUCUAAA